Messenger RNA from Exophiala viscosa, 1809 nucleotides. RefSeq names its product maltose permease. The transcript has 4 exons. The record is from RefSeq and is a predicted model, not a curated record. Gene Ontology annotation, biological process: transmembrane transport; carbohydrate transport. NCBI's taxonomy places the organism in Eukaryota, Fungi, Ascomycota, Eurotiomycetes, Chaetothyriales, Herpotrichiellaceae. Bases 185 to 1759 code for a protein of 524 amino acids. Gene Ontology annotation, cellular component: membrane. Gene Ontology annotation, molecular function: carbohydrate:proton symporter activity.
GGCGGCAGGGAAACCCAAUGUAUUUGCAGCUGCAUCCAGGUACACUGCAAGGUGAUGAAAUCAGGAAUGAUGCAGCUGACAAAGAGAUAUAAAUGCUGCGUCGGCCUCGGUCGGUUUCAUUUAUUUGCAAUGUGAAUCACCUUCGGCUUUGACUACGGUCUUCAACAUCGAAAGCCUGCAAACGAUGGAGAAAGGGUGUCAUAUCCAUGACCAGAGCAAGGCUGCGGACGCAGUCAUCGAAAAUGUCGCUCUUAAGGUGGAGCAAGCGCGACUUGCCGCCGAAGAAGAGCAUCAACUCUCGGUAUGGGAGGCUCUCACCAAGGACAAAGUAGUGGUCUUCUGGUGCAUUUUCUUCGCCUUUAGUGCAGUAGGAUGGGGUUUCGAUGCUCAGGUCAAUGGUGCCAUGAUCUCGGUGCCGCAAUUCCGUCUCACCUUCGGAUACAUCUAUGAAGGCCAACCUGUGCUUCCGGCAAGCUGGCAAAGUGGCUUCAACAGCAUCUCAAGUGUCGGUCAAUUCUUUGGAGGCUUUGCUUGUUCAUGGGUCUCCGACCGUGUAGGACGAAAGAAUUCCCUUCUGAUCGGGCUGAUCUUUGUCACCGCUGGCAUAUUUGGCGAGAUCUUUUCAAUCACAAGAGCGGCCUUUCUCAUUGGCAAGCUGAUCCUGGGCAUUGGACUGGGAUUUUACCUGACCAUCGGCCCUCUCUACUGUUCGGAGGUAGCACCUGUGGUCCUUCGAGGCAUGGUAACAGGCGGAGUGAAUUUUGCCAUUGUUAUCGGUCAGCUGUUGUCCAACGCGGUCAUCAAAGGCUUCGGAGACAGAAAUGAUCGAUGGGCUUUCCGUGGACCUUUCGCGGUUCAAUUUCUAUUUGUUGCCAUUCUUCUUGUCGGACUCCCCUUGGCGCCAGAGUCACCAUGGCAUUAUGUCCGUCGCGGCCGUAUCGAGGAUGCCAGACGCUCGCUCCAGCGUCUUCAUGGCAAAGACACUGAUGUCGGACCUAGACUUGCGAUGAUCAUCAGAACUGUGGACUACGAUAUCGAGCUCUCUCAAUCAGCAAGAUGGGUCCAAUGCUUCCAGGGGACAAACUUGAUCCGGACAACAAUCUCUGUGGGUGUCUUUGCGUGCCAACAUCUCUCCGGUAUUGUGUUCGUUCUCGGAUUCUCGACCUAUUUCUUCGAGCUAGCAGGGAUACCCACCAGCCACGCUUUCGAUCUCGGUGUCGGAGUUACGGCUUGCGGUGUGGUUGGCGUCGUUGUUUCGUGGAUGGCCAUCAACACUGUCGGCCGCAGGAAACUCUUCAUUUGGGGAAUGAUUGGCAUGACAAUCGUGCUUGUGCUCAUGGGUAUCCUUGACGUCGUCCAUACUUCGGCUGCCCGAUGGGUGCAAGCCUCAUGCACCGUUGUCUAUGCGCUCAUCUACCAAGCCACGAUUGGUGUCCUUGCAUUUGCUCUGCUUGGAGAGGUUUCGACACCAGCUCUCCGUGCGAAAACAAUCGGACUCGCCACAGCUUGUCAGGCUGUGUUUGGCACCGUGAUGAAUAUUGUUGUUCCGUACAUGGUCAACCCAGAUAAGGCGGAUCUUAAGGGGAAGGUCGGCUUCAUCUUUGGUGGUGCUUGCCUCCUUGGUACGAUUUGGAGUUACUUCUACAUUCCUGAGCUCAAAGGCCGCACUUUCCAGGAGAUCGAUUGCCUAUUUCACCACAGGGUGCCGCCGAGAAAGAUGGGCAUGUGCAAUCUUGAGGAAGUCGAUGAUGCGUUGUAAUGACGGGGAAGAUGCAGUGCAUGUCGACGAUCUCCUCGGAUCGCCAGUUA